GCGAUGACGUGUAAGUCUCACCACAGCCCAAAUAUCGCGGCACUUUAUCUCGCCCUUGCAUUAUAGCGCUGGAAACCCCACUUUAACUUCCUUUCCCCAACAUGGCACCGAAGGUGAAGAAGGCAGCGGUUCCCGUCAAGACGGAGGUCAAAUCGAAGGCUCUGAAGGCCAAGAAAGCCGUUCUCAAAGGCGUCCACAGCCAUAAGAAAAAGAAAAUCAGGACUUCUCCCACCUUCCAUCGUCCCAAGACCCUCCGUCUGCGCCGGCAGCCCAAGUACCCCCGCAAGAGCGCCCCCCGCAGAAACAAGUUGGAUCAUUAUGCCAUCAUCAAGUACCCACUGACCACCGAGUCAGCCAUGAAGAAGAUCGAGGACAACAACACGCUGGUGUUCAUUGUAGCCGUCAAGGCCAACAAGCACCAGAUCAAACACGCCGUCAGAAAACUCUACGACAUCGACGUCUCCAAAGUCAACACGCUCAUCAGGCCGGACGGCGAGAAGAAGGCGUACGUCCGCCUGGCGCCAGACUAUGACGCGUUGGACGUUGCAAACAAGAUUGGAAUCAUCUAAAAUGGUGGAAGAGACUUGUGGGCUAAUAAAUAUUUGUAUAAACCAAACAUGAA
This is a messenger RNA of Syngnathus acus (greater pipefish), 622 nucleotides long. RefSeq names its product ribosomal protein L23a (gene rpl23a). Gene Ontology annotation, molecular function: structural constituent of ribosome; rRNA binding. The coding region runs from base 102 to 569 and encodes 155 amino acids. The record is from RefSeq and is a predicted model, not a curated record. Gene Ontology annotation, cellular component: ribosome; cytosolic large ribosomal subunit. Gene Ontology annotation, biological process: translation; ribosomal large subunit assembly. The transcript is spliced from 5 exons. NCBI's taxonomy places the organism in Eukaryota, Metazoa, Chordata, Actinopteri, Syngnathiformes, Syngnathidae.